This is a messenger RNA of Ornithorhynchus anatinus (platypus), 1034 nucleotides long. RefSeq lists its product as uncharacterized. The coding region runs from base 84 to 905 and encodes 273 amino acids. The transcript has 8 exons. Lineage: Eukaryota; Metazoa; Chordata; Mammalia; Monotremata; Ornithorhynchidae. The record is from RefSeq and is a predicted model, not a curated record.
CGCCCCCGGGGCACGGUGGGCUUCCACCCCGCGGGAAGAGCAGCAGCUGCCCGACCAUCCCCCGGGGAAACAGGGCGGGGCCCAUGGAGGUGCUGGACGAAUACGACGCCCCGGUGCCGCUGCGGGCCACGUUCUGCCAGCUGAUCUCCGCCGAAACCUUCGAGCGGCAGGCGACGACCCACACGGAGCGCUCCCUGCGCCGCCUCUUCCGCAGCCUGGACCGCGACCCCGCGCUGGCAGAGAGGGUCGUGCGGUGGCGCAAGCAACGGGAGCGGGAGGGCCACGGCUGGGCCUCCUUCGUCAAGGCCAGGCUGUGCCUGGCCCUGCAGGGUGACCUCAACUACAGCAACAGCAUGGACGAGGCCGAGGAGCGCUGGAGGCUGGACCAGCUGAAGCGGGAGAUGCAGAGAGUCUACGUCUACACCCGAGAGUCGGGGCACGGCCGGAAGAGACGGAGGCCCCAGGGACCUGCGUCGGCCGCGGCCCCCACGCGGACUCCGGCACCGCCCGGCCCCUCCGGCGCCCCGGCCCCGGUCUUCAUGCCCAGGGUGUUCGGCCCCUUCCCGCCGCCCACCCACCCGCAGAAACUACCAAACAAGCAAGCGACACUUUCCCUGUCCCCAGGAAGCCAAUCCUCUAAUGGAAAAGACAGAUCUAGAGGGCGAGAAGGCCUCCGUCCCAGAGCCGAAACAGGCCGGCACCAACUCCUCAGCUCACCCCAAGAGUGGCCUGCUGAACCUGACCCCGCUGGUUCUCUAUCCCGGAGGCUUCCGCUCCUCUCGGCUGCCCGGCGGCCCGAACAAGCCCCGCGGGCCCUGCACCUACCCACGAAGUCUUCCCUGACUGCGACCUCGUUCCACAUUCCCUCUUCGGUGUCAACUCUGGUGUUGCCUGGCUGCCCCUGAAGCAUUUGCUGGUCACCCCAGUCCCACAGCACUUGACGUUGUACUCUCCAAGCGCUUCGUACAGUGUUCUGCAUACGGUAAGCGCUCAAUAAAUACGACCGAAUGACUCCAGCUCCUUCUGCUCUCCCA